Oncorhynchus mykiss (rainbow trout) is the source of this 2246-nucleotide messenger RNA. RefSeq names its product TOX high mobility group box family member 2. Gene Ontology annotation, cellular component: nucleus. Lineage: Eukaryota; Metazoa; Chordata; Actinopteri; Salmoniformes; Salmonidae. The record is from RefSeq and is a predicted model, not a curated record. Gene Ontology annotation, molecular function: chromatin DNA binding. Gene Ontology annotation, biological process: regulation of transcription by RNA polymerase II.
UGGAUCAACACUCCUACAUGACAAAGCGGACAUGGAGUGAGCGCGCCGCUGGAAAAUAGAAACAGACGAACGUUUUGGGAGGAAAGAUAGCCAAUCUAGUUCUAUCUUUUUACAUUGACCUUGGGUUGUUGUAAACAAUUACAACGUUUGUUCAUGUAUAGUUGCUGAAACAUCUAUAUUUUUUACUCAAAGUUAACUUUACGCGUAUUUUUCCUUCUGCGAACACAAAUAGAUAUAGCCUAUUUAUCCAUAGAGCAUCAUCGCAGAAGCUUGAUAGUGCUGAAGUGAGAACACCAGCGGAUGUGAGGAGAUAGUGUUUUUAUAGACUCAACCCCCUUUUCUUUCAAUCAUUCUCUUUCUUUUUGUUUGGUCCAACAAUAGAGAGAGAGAGAGAAAUAGGGAGAGAGAGAGAGAGUCACAGGCAUUGGACCUGCUUUUAUGCCGUCAGUCUUGCGGACCCUGAGAUGGACGUGAGAUUUUAUCCAGCACCCCCUUCAAGCGUGGGCUCAUGUACAUUACCAACUGAUUCAAGUUGCCUGACCUCUUUGGACUAUUAUCACUGCAACAAGAGCAGAUACGGUGCAUCAGACGACCGCGGCGUUAGACUUUAUAGCUCCCUGCCCAUGCGCCCCAACCCCAACGGGAAGAGACUGCCCUCUGCUGGGUUUGAUGGUGACAACAUGUACAUGAAUGAAAAUAACCAGGAGUUUCUCUCCCCAAAUCAGAGCUAUUCCGGACAGGGAGGAGGAGGAGGCGGUGGGAACGGUGCGGGGGACGAGGACUACGAGAUCCCCCCCAUCACCCCUCCUAACCACGCCGAGCCCUCCCUUCUCCACCUGAUGGACCCAGAGUCGGGCUACCUGUGCCACUCCCUAGGGGCCCACCACAACGGCCUGCUCAACCCCUACUCUUACCAGGAGCUGCCCGCCCUCAUGAUGUCCAAUAUGCUGGCCCAAGACGGCCACCUGCCCUCCAGCCAAAUGCCCUCGAUCCAGGAGAUGACUCGCCACGACGGCUCACAUUAUGACCUCAGCCGUCACAACCCCCAUCUGAUAAACAUGUCACCUAGGAUACUGUCCCAUCAGCCCAUGAGUGCACUGUCUCAACUGAACUCUCAGGUUGGCCGGAGCGCUCUUACCCAUGGUUCUCCCUCACCUCCUGGAAGUAAAUCAGCCACACCCUCUCCCUCGAGCUCUACACAGGAAGAGGAAACCGAUUCCCACCAUAAGAUGACGGGCGAGAAGCGGCCUUCCUCAGAGAUGAUGAAGCCCAAGACCAAACCGCAGAAGAAGAAGAAGAAAAAGGACCCCAACGAGCCGUCGAAACCCGUGUCGGCCUACGCCCUCUUCUUCAGGGACACCCAGGCGGCCAUCAAGAGCUCCAAUCCCAACGCCACCUUUGGGGACGUGUCCAAGAUCGUGGCCUCCAUGUGGGACAGCCUGGGAGAGGAGGCAAAACAGGGCUACAAGAGGAAAACAGAGGCGGCGAAGAAAGAGUACCUGAAAGCCCUGGCCACGUACCGAGCCACUCUGGUUACCAAGAACUACAAUGACCCUGUGGAGACGAAAAGUAUCCAGACGAACCAGCCUUCCUCCCACAUGAUGCCCCCCAAUCCACCCCUGUACAGCGUGCCACCCCAGCCCUCCUCCCCCUACAGUCUGGGGCCAGGGGGCUUCCCCCUGUCGGACAUGCAGGGCUACGCGGGGGCUACGCGUCACGCACUCUCCCGGACCCUCAGCCAGUCUCAGAUGCUGCCCAGCAUUAGUGCCUCUCCCCCUUCCUCCUUCCAGAUCAGCCCGCCCUUGCACCAACAGCUCUCCAUGCACCAGAACUCCCUCCUCAACCAACCAAUCCGCAUGCAGCACGGCCAGUCCCAGCCAAUCAUCUCCCACCAGAUGGGACUCCAGGCAUCCCUUCACUCACCUCCUCCUGGCCAGCAGGGAUUUUCCCACCUACAGUCAGAGUACCAUAAAAGUGUGGGUUCCCAGUCCCCAGGGGCCCCUAACCCUGGAGGGAGACAGAACCACGAGUGGGACAGUGAAUACUGCGAUCGGGAGUGUGGUGGCAACCACUGCAGUGGCAGCAUGAUAGCCAGGGACAAGCCACUCUACCUCACUUGAAACUGGAGGUCGCCGUCGACAAGAAAAGACACCAGGGAGUCAGCCCUCAACCUCCUAACAUUCCCUACCACCACCAACCCCCCAACACCCCAACCCCCCAACCCACUCCUACCACCACCAACCCCC